Fulmarus glacialis (Northern fulmar) is the source of this 1725-nucleotide messenger RNA. RefSeq names its product cell surface glycoprotein MUC18-like. NCBI's taxonomy places the organism in Eukaryota, Metazoa, Chordata, Aves, Procellariiformes, Procellariidae. The record is from RefSeq and is a predicted model, not a curated record. Gene Ontology annotation, cellular component: plasma membrane. Gene Ontology annotation, biological process: angiogenesis.
CUGCAGCCAGCAAGCUGGAGGUCUCCAUGCCGGUGGUGGUUGAAGUGGAGAGCGGGAGCACGGCCAGGAUCGAGUGCAACUUCUACAUCCCUGGAAAUGGCUCCUACACUUACAUCAACUGGUUCUAUGUGAAUUGACCGCAACAACCAGGUGAGGCUGUGCCGCAUCAUGGCAGCGAGAUCCUGGAGGAGAACACAGACUACAAGGGGCGGCUGUCAGUAGGGGAGGACAAGGCCCUCUCCAUCAGCAGGGUGACGGUGCAGGACGCCAGGACCUUCGUGUGCCAGGUUGAGGCGGGCAACCGCGGCGUGGGCGAGAACCGCACCGAGCUCCACAUCUACAAGGUCCCCGAGGCCCCUGAGAUCGUGGCCAACUCAGGAGGCAUUUCUGUGCAGAGCAGUGACAUCCCGCAGAUUGCCCAGUGCAUGAGCAGAAACAGCUUCCCACCCCCCAACAUCACGUGGCACAAGAAUGGGGAGCAGCUGCAGCCGGAGGAGAAGAUGGUGAAGAUCCCGGCCACGCUGACCCGCGAGUCGAGUGGGCUGUACACGGUGAGCAGCACCCUCUUCGCCCAUGUCACCCGGGAGGAUCGCAACUCCCUCUACCACUGCACCGUGCACUACUGGCUGCGGGGACAGAGGCAUGCUGUGGAAUCGCGGCGAGUCAGCGUCACUGUCUUCUACCCCGCGCAGCACGUGAAGCUGCAGGUCGUGCCGUCCUCAGCACUGGUGAAGGAAGGGGACGAUGUGAAGCUGGUCUGCGAGGCUGACGGGAACCCAGCACCCGUCUUCAGCUUCUAUAAGAGGGAGCUGGAGGACAGUUGGCAGGACCUGACGUCACUGGCAGACACCAACAGCGGGGUGCUGAACCUGCAUGAUGUGAAUAAGAGCAGCAGCGGCCUGUACAGAUGCCAGACCCUGGACUUGGAUGAUAUGAGACAGCUGGAGAAGGACGUGGAGCUUGUUGUGAACUACAUUGAAGGGGUCCGUGUGAAGAUGGAGCCAUCCUCACCCCUUCAGGAAGGAGAUAGCGUGAGGCUGAGCUGCGAUGCCCACAGCCCUGUGGCCCUGGCCUACCAGUGGAGGGAUGAGAAGGGCAGGAAGGUCGCAGAAGGGAACCAGCUCUUUUUGAGCAACCUCACCUUCGAAACCUCCAGCAACUUCAGCUGCAAGGUGAUCGCACCAAGCGUGCCGGGGCUGGAGCAGAGCAAGCAGGUGGCCGUGGCUGUUCAGGGCAAGCCACGGAUCGUCGCCAUCAGCUCCCCGCUGUAUGUGCGGCAGGACGAGGUGGUGAACCUGACCUGCAAGGCCAUCGCUUUCCCCAGGCCCUCUGUUCACUGGAAUGUCAACGGAACGGCUCAUGAGUACAUUGAAAAUCAGCACAUCGCCAGCAACCUGACAGUGCGCGUGAACCACGACCUGCUUCGGGCGGGAGCCAUGUGCAGGGUCUCCAAUGCGCUGGGUGUCAGCGAGAAGCACAUCCAGCUGCUUGAUCAAAAGACACCAGAGAGCAAAGGGGUGAUCAUUGUGGCGAUCAUCGUCUGCAUCCUUGUGGUGGCUGUGCUGGGGUCUGUCAUCUACUUCCUGCACAAGAAAGGCAAGAUCCCAUGUGGCCGCGCUGGGAAACAGGACAUCACAAAGCCAGAGGCACGUAAAGACAAGAUUGUAGUUGAAGUUAAGUCAGAUAAACUUUCCGAAGAGGCGGGGCUCCUGCAGGGUGCCAACG